CGAUUAGAAGGCGUACCAACGAAGAAGAAAUUGAACCACGGAGCGCCAAGCGUAAGGGAAAACAGAACAAGUGAACUGGUUGCUGACUGCAACUGUCUCCUAUGUCCAUUUCUUUUUGUCAGAAGAAAAUGAGUGACCUGGAGAGUAUCAGCCACCAUAUUGAUGACCAGAUUUCAUCUGUCCAGCGCAUGUUGGAUUUGUCACUUGCAGAUGUAUGCCCAGAUAAGAGGAAAAAACUUAACCGAGAACUUGAUGCACUUGAGAGACUUCUGGUGGAGUUUGAAAAAAGUGUUGGCCAACAAAAAGACCAGCUCAGUCACUUAAAGGCUCUUGAAGAGUUAACAGGAAAUAAUUUGGAGAGUCUCCAACAUCUUAAGGACAACGUACCUGCUCAUUUGCCUCAAAAAUGUCCCCAAAAAGAAAAUGAGCAGAUAAUGAAACAAAACCAAGAGCCAGAGGUGGAAUCCAGCCAGCAGGAAAUUAAAAGUAAACUCAAGAGCCAUGUCAAAGAAAUACCGUUCAUCACUCUCGCAGAGUUUGAAGUUAUCCCCUCGUAUAUGAAGGGACGGGUGCCAUAUGAUCAAAUCAACAAAGCAGUGCAGAACAUUAAUGCAACUGCAGCAGCAAAAUAUAAAAUUGUUCACCAGCCUGUGAAAACUUUAAACAACCAUGCACGCAAGUUGUACCAGCGCUUCAAGGAUCAAGAGACAAAAGAGACCAAAGGUCAAUAUUUCGUGGUGGAAGAUGAUUUUCGCGAAUUCACUCAGAUGAAGGUGGAUAAACGACUUCAUGGAAUUCUGAAUAUGUUGCGACACUGCCAACGCCUGCAAGAGAUGCGAGGAGGAGGGCUUACCCGUUACAUCAUAUUAUGAAUGAACGACUCCCUCCCCUAAUAACAUUGGUGCCAAAUAGUUUGCCAAUCAAGCCAUCACCUGGCUGAGUAGGUACGAUUACAAUAAACAGCAGUUUGGCAAAUAGUAAAUAAUUUUUCAGAAAAGAUGCUACAAGAUAUUAAAUGCCUCUC
Molecule: messenger RNA, 1024 nt
Organism: Syngnathus acus (greater pipefish)
Lineage: Eukaryota; Metazoa; Chordata; Actinopteri; Syngnathiformes; Syngnathidae
Gene: ska1
Product: spindle and kinetochore associated complex subunit 1
Exons: 8
Coding region: 102-872 (256 amino acids)
Biological process (GO): chromosome segregation; cell division; regulation of microtubule polymerization or depolymerization
Cellular component (GO): spindle microtubule; outer kinetochore; mitotic spindle
Molecular function (GO): microtubule binding
Source: RefSeq, a predicted model, not a curated record